AUGUUCUCAGUAGAAUUAUCUGUGGUACUUGCGGUUGUUUGUGGGCUUCUACCUUUUGACACGGGUAAGUGCUGAAAUCAGGCCAUAAAUAUACAAGAAGGUGAAUGGGCCAGUGUAACCUUAAAACUGUUUUUCACUUUUAUGAUGUGCAAUGAUGAUGACAUGAAUUUGUUUCAGUUUGGAAUGCCCUGGUUUCUUCUUUCUGCUAAACCGCUAUGCCCUCACUUCUAAAUGUGCGAUGGAUAUUGUCUGAAUCCGCAGAUCAGUUUGAAUUCGCCUAUUACCUAAAAAAACAAUGUUGACAAGCUAAGGGGAAAACUUUUUCACUUUUUCCCCCGGCGCGGGCUCCCAUUACCGUCUCCAACGUAUCAUAAUAUUAUAUAUAACUUUAUUAAGGCAGAUAAUUUUUUCCUGUAAAACGGUAAUUUAUAAACCCAGCGACCCUAUAAGUAAUUAGUAGAAAAUACCCACCAUGCUCAUUAUUACAAAAUGCUGACAAUUUCAGUUAUUCUAGACUGUUCACAGUCCCCUAUUCUCUAUUUAGAUCGUCAGAAUCGAUCACUCGCCGAUACGGGGGGGGGGGGAAGGAGGCGAUCUUGGGGCGUCUUGGUUUAGUAGAUUAAGACACUCAUCCUAAUCCAAGAUGGUCUCCCGAUCUUACGGAAAAAUAGGGGACUGAUCAGUCUACAGUCGUCAUUCCUUUUUCUUUAAGAUAACUAACCCUUAAUGCCUUGUCUCAAGGAGAAUGGCUGAUAAAAUCGAGUGAACGAGGGCUAUUUUUAUUUAGACAGGAGGCUCCUGGUUGAGACAGUCGAAACUGGUACAUAGUACAUUAAUUACAUUAAACCCGCCACAAGCACCCCCUCACCCCCGGUCUGAAAAAAAAAAAAAACAAACAAAAAACCAAACAAACACUUUUUCGGUUUCAGCUGGGAAACAUUUUUCAGGUUCCGAAAAAAUUACUGCACUCUUAUGUUUUAAUAUUUUAGGUACACAAGCUUCUAGUAAUUAUUCAGGUACGUAUUAUUCAAUUAUUAGUAAGGAUUGUUUCAUUAUAUAUUCAAGCUUGAAGUGUUUGAUGAGGAAUUGCUGUCAGAGUGCCUGCUGCAGUCAUCCUUCCUCUCUCAACCACUGGUAUCAGUGAUUUGCCCGCGUGGCAGUUCCCCGCCCCUUUUGACGCACCUUAGCCACGUGGGUUAUCAAUGAUAGAUGUUACGUUAUUUAGAAAUUAUUGUAUGAGGUUGAUUAUGAUCUAAAGAAUUAUUCAGAUUGAAGAGCUUGUCAUCUGCCGAGUCGCGAAGGCCAAUGAGGGCGCACGGAUAACAAAGAUCGAGAGAGAUCUGCAUAAUUCUUCUAAUCAUGCGAAAGCCAAAUCCAGUUAUGGUUUUAUUAUUCAUUCAUAAUUUCUAGUUUUAAAACAAGCCGAAACGUGCUAACCUCGAUCGAUGUAAAGUUAUUGUCCUUUCCCUUCUGUUCCUCGGCAAAUUAGAUGAUAAUAUGAUGACAUAUGCUUUGCGUAUAGUACCCUGCUAGCAGAGUCCCUUCGAUCUUUCCUAUUUAUCUAGGAAGAUCGAAGGAGACUCUGUUCGCAGGGUAUUUGCGUAGCAGAUAUUGUUCAUAUUGCUGAUGCCAUUCCUUGAGUUGUAUUUUUGCUAUUGUUGCCAUAAGCCAGUAGUUCGGCUAUCCAGUUUGAGAAAUUUUCUCCAAAGAACGUUAAUUGCAGCUUCAAAUAUUUUUAUAAAGUGCCUUAUAAGCUCCAAAACAAAACUAUGCAGUCAUUUUCCAGGAUUUUUUCUGAUUUUCAGAUAUUUUUAGCAGGUACCGUAUUAAAAUGGACAACAUAAUUUUAUUUCAGCUGACUGGCCUGGGCAUCAUUUACGUAGAAUAUAAUUUUCUGAUAACGGUCGCAGAGUAUUUUUCUCCGUUCUCGUAAGCUUGGAGACAAAGGGAAUUUUCUUUUUUCAUUGGUGCAGUCACAUAAAACGUUAAGAAUUAUCAACAAGAAAGUUACUUCUGGUUUCGAUUUACACGUUUCAACUUCACUAUCAAUACUAGAAAGACUCGCUGGAACUUUCUUUCUUCUUUUUCUAAUAAAACUUUAUGUUCCAUUUUCAAGACACCGAUGAAGUGCAACAGAGCUCGGCCUGUUUAAAUUGCUGGAAAGCAGUAGUUUUGGUAGAAGGGGUCUUGCUUGCUUUUCUAGCUGUCACUGUUGGGAUUUUAGUGGUAGGAGGACGCGCCAAACGUAUCAGAAAAGGUACGUAAAUAAUCGAGAAAAUGCAUCUUUAUAUUUAUUGGCAACCUAUGUUAGCAUGUCGUACGUAACUUUAAAUUUGAUCAUCAACAUUCAAACCCUAUGAUUCGAUUAAGUAGGCAACGAAUAUAGUGCACCGGUAAAGUGUAAGUGCAGGCAUUGUAUGUGCUAAUGCGAGGUUCUACCCUUUUUGCACUGUGACCCUAUAGCGGCAGUGUCAGACCGUAAAAUAUUGAAGAAACUACGAUGGAAUUUUAAUUGGUUAUACAGGAAGAAGCUAAAUUCAAUUCUUUCUACUACAUGAUGAGAUGUUAUUGAACACUCAUACCAAAAUAACGUUUUCUUUUCACGCUACAGCUACCAUGUUUAUUUACAGCAAGUGAAGUCUAUUUCAUGGUGUUCUGCCAUGAUGCAUAAAAGGAACUCAUUACUUGAAUUCAAUUGAUUUAAACGCCGAUGCCGUAUCUCACUAAAAACGAUUGCUUUCCUUUUUUUUCCUUUUAAAAAUAUUCUGGGACCCGAGCAUUUUUUUUAGCUAAAGAAAAAUCUCCCGUCCUUUCAUUAAAACUAUAAGCUUUUAGGUUGCACUGAAGAGAUUCAACCAGGGCUCGUUAAUACGUCUUCGUUCAAAUUGUGCUUGCAUGCUGAGAAUAAUUAUCAUAAAGAAUGAAAGGGAUUUUAGCACAUUGACAAGAAAAGACUUUUUAUUGGUUACAGCUAUAUUCACCGAAGUUAGCGUAGAAAAGUAGCCUAAGAACUAAUAAUCUUAGCCUUUUUUUUUAAUUUUUUCUCUUUCUGUUUGUCUUUCUUUUUGUAGCAGCUGCAAGGGAUAAAACUACUGAAAGGUACAGCUCCUGCCAAAGUACAGUCUCGGGGGAAAUUUAAUAAAAUUUCUAGAGGUGUAAUUUACAAUUGUGGCCGCUAGUACAAUUGUAAAUUACACUUGCAAAAGUUUUAUUAAAUUGACCCCCGCAAGAACUUCAUAGUUGACAGAACAAAAAUUAACCGCAAAAUGUCUGUGUGUCCAUUUACACCGACAAACCAUCCUUCAAAAAGCGGACUUCAAAAUCCAAAACGAAGCCGCCUUAAAUGUCUUUUCCUCAGGCUCUUUUGUGACCGGGUUCAGUACGCAUCAUGUUGAAUCAGUUACAAGACGGCCACUAAAAGUUGUGUUAAAGAAAGAAUCAUCCCUCCCCAGAUUCAAAAGAGGCUGCUAAUCGACCCUGAGCAAAACGUCAUCAAAUCCAUAACAAUUAAAUGGAACUUUGCGGUAACCAUACACAUUUUGUAGUUACAAAGCUCCUCUGUCGUUCUUGAGAUUUGUCUGUGUUAUAUAUGUCAAAUACCGUGCGCUGCUGAGAAUCUCCAACUACAUUUAAACAGCAUUAUGAAUUUGAAUAGCGCCAUCUUAUAAACAAAAACGAAAACACUCUCAAAAACUGUUCUCCACAUUUACCUCUCCUUUACGUUUCAUAUCUUUCCAUUGAGACAUAUGAAACUAAACCAAGUAGCUUUUACAAGAAGCCUGAAAAAAUUGAUGUCAUACGGUUAAAAGAUUUGUACAUAGUUUUAUUUUAGUAGUUCUGUACAUAUUCUGAUAUUUUUAUAUUAUAUCUCAGUGUUUUGGGGUUUCUUCUAUUUUUGUUUGUGACAAUUGCUACUUGGAUAAUAGCAGCGAAGAUGCUUUCAAUACUGUGAUGAGCUUAGUGUAUUAGACCACUUCAUAUUUAAUUAAUUUUACUGAAUACGCAAUAAAUCGUUUGUAAUUUAUUACUAAUUAUAAGAUAAUUAACUUUCCCUCAAUAUAUUGUAUGUAUUUGUAAAUUACUUUAUUAUAUGCUGUUCUUUAUUUAUAUAAGUAUAUUGAUUUAAUUAAUAACUAUUAUAUAGUAAGAACUAAAUCUAAUGUAAAGAGAAAGUCUCACCUAUAAGCCUUCAUGGCUUCUUGAGACUUUCUUUUCUCUCCUUCACUUUAUAUGUAAAAAAGGCAAAAAACAAAAUCAAUAAACAUUACUCAAUAAAGGUUACCACUACUACGACGACGGAACUGAAUUGGACGUCCUCAGUAUGGACCCCAAAAAAUUAAUAAAAUAUACAUUCAUCAGAUUGGUUCCUGAUCUCAGCACUUUUAUAUAAUUGUACUUCUCCAGGUUUGAGCUUGGAGUUAAGAACACAUCAUUGUUGAAUCCAGCGGAGGAUGUACAUAGACGACAGGCCGGUGUGUCUGAUGAAAACGAAGAAGGAGGGUGCGAAUCCGAAACAGUACAAUCUGGUAGGAUGGAAUGUGGAUACGACACGUUGCGUCGUCUUUCAACAGUAAGUUGAAUCAUCUCUCGUUUGAUUUCAGACUUUUCAAGAACUUACGUAUAGAUCACAGAGGAAUCGAAGAGUUAUGAAGUCUCUUUGUCCCCUUAGUGCUAGGAAAUUUCUAGCUGUUUACCACCCCGGUACUGCCUGUGAUACUGCUCUGACAUAUGAGAACAAACACGUCCGUACCGCCGGCAGAUAGGAACAUGGCAGGUCUUUUCUGCUGGCACGCUUGUGAAGUUUAACUCUAGUCAACUUCGCAGGACACUGGAGAAUGGAUUGGCCCCUGUUACCGGCGACUUCUGUUCUCAACCCAGGCAGUAACAGGGAUUAAGUAGCAGGUAGCUCAGGUGUUGAAAACCAUCAAACGAAGUUGAUGUGCUGCGUUAGUGUCCGGGGGGGGGGGUGUUUUCUUUUCGGAUAAGCUUAGCUGUCCUGUACGGAAGGAAAUCUGGGCUGCGUUCUUGGUUGCGUCAAUCCUGAUUAUUGACAUCUUUAUUAUCAUUUUAAGCAUUAACAAUGCUCUGGCAUUCACUCUAUCAACACUCGAUUUCAAUGUUACUCUCUCAGAAACCAGGAGAAGGCUCCUACACCUCUCUUACAGCAUGCGGCAGGGGAGCCUGCAGUGACUCACCCAUAUAUGUCAAUCAAGUGCCUUCUCCUCAAUACACGUCGAAUGGGUGAUUUUCUGGCACUGAAAAUCC
Porites lobata is the source of this 5265-nucleotide messenger RNA. The record is from the annotation of a GenBank genome assembly. Lineage: Eukaryota; Metazoa; Cnidaria; Anthozoa; Scleractinia; Poritidae.